GACGGGAAUUCUCAUGCACCCGAUAGAAUUGUGCGAUAAAUUUUAUUUCAUUCUACCGUCGACAGAGAAGAAAAGGAGGCAAUUGCAAGAAAAGAGAGACAACGAGCUCAAAUCAUGCUAUACGCCUAUAUAUGUAUUCGAUGAGUCAACGAUGAGUGCGCAUGAUGAUCUUCAGGAUUCUGCAUUUAUAAAGACCUCACUCGCAAAGAUUGUGUCCGAGACCUGGCGAGCGUGCUGAGCUGUCAACCAACGCGUUGGACAUGCACAAUUCAUAUUUCUUUUUGUGACAUUCUUGUAGCCUCGGACGGACUCGGUGACCCUUUCAGCUGGCUCUUGCUAUCUUAUUACUAUCCCAGUCAGGUCACCACUGUGCACUUCCUAAACAUUCCGAUCAUAUCUCCCGUUCAAUAUUUGGCGCAGAAACAUGUCCUACACCUCACAAUCAUGCGAUCAGGCCGCUUCUCUUUGGCUCGACAAUGAUUUGCCUCCAGAGAUCCUUUCACAUCUCAAACUCAGUGGCUGCCCUGACACUGCUAUUGAUUCUUCCUUCAAGCUAGGAAACGCAGCACAGACAUCUAUCGGCCUAGCAGGCCUAGCAGCUGCAUAUAUCCUUUCUCUGAGGACUGGAAAUAUGCAAGACGUCAGUGUCGACGCACGUCACGCUAUUCUGGACAUCUCUAGUGAAUCUUGGUACACCGUAGAUGGCCAGGUGCCUACUACAUCUGCGCAGGAUUAUCUGGCGGGAAUAUAUAGAACCAAGGACGACAGUUUUGUUCGUCUGCACACCAACUUCCCGCAUCACCGACAGGGCAUCCUCAAUAUUUUGCAGUGUGAUCCCACUCGUGAAGCCAUUCAAGCCGCUUUAUUGCAGUGGAAUGCGAAAGAUUUUGAAGAUGAAGCAGUAAAGCAGAGAAUGUGUGUUAGUGCCUAUAGGUCAUUUGAGGAGUGGGACAAGCAUCCGCAAGCAGCUGCAUUAAGAGGAACGCCUCCAAUCCAGCUCAUCAAGAUCGGAGAAGCUCCUAAACGGGACAUCAAGGAGUCUCCGCAGUUCCCUCUCGAGGGAAUUAGAGUGUUAGACCUGUGCCGGGUACUUUCAGGACCGGUGUGCGGCCGAACGCUUGCAGCGUAUGGCGCUGACGUGCUCCUCGUUACCUCCCCAAAGCUUCCUGAUUUGCCCGCGCUUGAUGUCGAUACAUCUCGUGGCAAGCGCACAACGCAGCUCGAUCUCACCCAAGCCCCACAAAAUGACUGCCUGAAAGAAUUAGUCAAGGAUGCUGAUGUAUUCCUGCAAGCAUACCGACCAGGUGGCCUUCAGGAAAAAGGGUUUGGACCCCAGGAACUUGCCAAAAUUCGGCCUGGUAUUGUAUGCGCCAAUCUGACAGCGUACGGUUGGGAGGGUCCCUGGAAACACAAGCGUGGCUUCGACUCGCUCGUUCAGACUGCUACGGGCUUUAAUUGGGCAGAGGCUGAAGCUUUUGCUAAAUUCAAUGAGCUGCCCGUCGUGAAUAAGCCAGAACCUCGAGCACUCCCUGUACAAGCCUUGGAUCAUGUUGCAGGGUACUUCCUCGCUUUUGGAAUUCAAGCUGCAAUCGCAAAAACGAUCACUGAAGGCGGCUCUUGGGAAGUCCGUGCCUCUUUAGCAGCAGUUGCGCAGUGGCUCCGAUCACUUGGGCAACUUCCGCCAGAUACUGCAUUCGGAGAUGGGAAACCUCUACCAAAGCGAAUGGACCCACCAAACCUAGAGGUAGUAGCACUAUCUGUCACACUCCAUGAGGCGACAGGUGACAAAAGGAACGUUGAAGGGUCUCUCAGGACGAUGACAGCUAUUUGCCAUGCAGCACGGCUAUCCGUUACGCCUGUCAAAGAUGUGGAAGCUCCAAUGGGCUUGAAUCGGCAUCGACCUGUGUGGCUGCCGUAUGUGUGAAAGUGCAAAUGCGAGGAAAGUUCAAUUAAUUGCUGACGAAUUUCCGUCACCGGAGUUUUUGUAGUACAAUAUGACAAAAUCCAUCAAUACUCAUAAUUAAAGUCAAUCCACUUUGGUAUACCGGCAAAAACUUCCUCUAGCGUGAAGGAU
Messenger RNA from Suillus fuscotomentosus, 2074 nucleotides. RefSeq names its product CoA-transferase family III. Lineage: Eukaryota; Fungi; Basidiomycota; Agaricomycetes; Boletales; Suillaceae. Gene Ontology annotation, molecular function: catalytic activity. The coding region runs from base 425 to 1924 and encodes 499 amino acids. The record is from RefSeq and is a predicted model, not a curated record. The transcript has 8 exons.